This is a messenger RNA of Glarea lozoyensis ATCC 20868, 1764 nucleotides long. RefSeq lists its product as uncharacterized. Lineage: Eukaryota; Fungi; Ascomycota; Leotiomycetes; Helotiales; Helotiaceae. The transcript is spliced from 2 exons. The record is from RefSeq and is a predicted model, not a curated record. Bases 1 to 1764 code for a protein of 587 amino acids.
AUGGAGGGCGCAGACUUCAUUUCCUUCGGCGACAUAAGCCAGAAGCAACCUUUCGACACCAAGCGUGAACCCGGUUUAACAUUCGACAACAAGACCGAAGUUGAGCGCAAAGAAAUCCAACGUGCCCAUCGUCUUGCCGCCAAACGCGCACACAAGAAAGAAAAAUCAGACGCCAAAAAAGCUCGCAAGGAAAAUGCUAUUCUCCACCGUCGCGCGACUAAGAAUCGGGAGAAGUAUAAUAAGAAUAAAGAGCGCAAUGCAAUUCGAGAUAUCGAAGCGGAGCGGAAGAAGAUUCGCCGACAGGCGUUGGAUCAAUACAAAAAUAUCACUGGGGAGAAAUUCGAGGGACUAGGACGACCCGUUCUGCCUGAGGGGAAGAGUGUCCCGGAGGGCGAGGAGAAUAUGUUUGCGUUGUGGGAUCUGGGUGAUGAGGAGAUCGUGAAGAGGAUUAGGGGUCAUAAGGCGAAGAAGAGGGAGGCGGCGAGGAAGUUGCGGAGGAGUCAAAUGGAGAUGAAGAAGUUGAAUAGGGCGUUGAAGGCGAGGAGGAAGGAGUGCGAGAAUCGUGGGGAGGUUUUUGAUGUUCAGGCUGUUACGAAGGAGAUUUUGGAGGCGCAGGGGAAGGAGAAAGAUAAGGAGGCUGAGGGUGAGGAUGAUGGGUGGGAAGAUGAGGUUGAGGAAGGCGAGGGGGAAAAGAAGGGGAAAAGGACUGCGGAGGGGGAUGUGGAUGGAGAACCGAGUGCGAAGAAGAGUAAAAUGUCGAAUGGUGAUGCUAGGGAAGAGGUUGGUGCGGAUGGGAAGAAGAAGAAGAAGGGGCCAAAUAUUCCGAAACUCAAUCUUGCUCUUUUGGAUGAUGCUACGAUCGCUGCGCGUGUCGCGAAGGAGAAGAAGAAGACACGCACGUACCUCAAGAAGAUUGAUGCCGUUGCUACAUCGUUGGAUGGAGUGGAUGGGAAUAACAAACCUGUCAAAAAGGAGAAGAAGAAGAGAAAGGACAGUAACGCUGGGGAUGAGAAACCAGUUGUGGAGGAUACUGAAAUGGCAGAGACUACAACUCCCAAGAAAGAGAAGAAAGAGUCGAAGAAAAAGAAGAAGGACAUGGCGUCUGAGGAGGAGAAGCCAGAGGUUGCGGGGGAAGUGAAGCCAACUGAGAACACGGAGAUAGCAGAGGCAACAACUCCCAAGGAGUCCAAGAAGAAGAAGAAAUCUAAGGAUGCCGAGGAGGAGAAGAUAGUUGAGCAAGAUACAGAGGUCCUCGAACCCACAACUUCCAAGAAAGACAAGAAAAAGAAGAAGGACAAGACAUCCGAAGAAGAUCAACCGACCGAAGAAGCUGUGGAAGUCGUCACUCCAAAAAAAGACUCCAAAAAGAAGAACAAAGACAAAUCCUCCACCAAAGAAGUCUCAAUCGACCCCGAAACCACCUCUAACCCCGAGUCUAAGAAAAAGAAGAAAGACAAAUCCUCUAAAUCAGAUCCCGACGCCAAGUCAUCGAAAAAACGUAAAGCGGAAGCGGAACCCGUCGUAGCUGCGCAAUGGAAUCCAGAGGCGCUGGGAGGGGAUGCGGAGAGAAAGAGUAAGUUUUUGAGGCUUUUGGGAGGGGGGAAGGUUGCUACGAAUGGUGAGGGGGGAAAGGGUGGGGAGGGGGAUAAGGGCAAGACGAAGGGAGAGAUUGAGAAGGUGCAGAGUGAGCUUGAGAGACAGUAUGAGAUGGGUAUGAAGAUGAAGCAUGACGGUGGGGGCAAGAGGAGGGGGUUGGGUGCUUAG